CUGCCCGGCCGCGGCCUGACGGGAAGAGCCGCCGCGUUCCGCCGUCCUCCCUUCUCCUCCUCCUCCUUCUCCUCCUCCUCCUCCCUGCGGAAGGCAGAGAUCUUUUCAUCUAGCAUGGCAUCGAGGCGUGUUCCAAAAGUAACUUCCAAGGAGGGAGAAUCUCACUGCAAGGAGAAGCAUGCAGUUCUGCUUAGCCCCGUGGGAAAACUGGAGAUAUCUGGGUGUGAAACAGGCUUACAUGAAAUAAAACUUCCAAAAAUGAGUGUGCUGCCAAAUGGGGCACAGGCGUCGGCAGGCUGCGAGGUGUGCGAAGGCGCGGAGGAGAUGACGGAGCCGCUGAAGCAGUGCACGGCCUGGCUGCGCGCCUACUUCUGCGAGCCGGCGAGGACGGAGCAGCUGCCCGUGCCCCCCUUCCACCACCCCCUGCUCCAGCGAGAUUCGUUCACCAGGCAGGUUUUGUGGACCCUGCUGAGAGAUGUGAAGUUUGGGGAGGCCAUCUCUUACCAGAAAUUAGCGGACCUAGCGGGCAACAGCAGAGCUGCAAGAGCAGUGGGAGGAGCAAUGAGGAGCAAUCCUCGGUGCACGUCGAGGUGCUAUAGAGAGCAGAGGAAUUUGCUGAGGGAGCCGAGGCUCAGGAAGCUCGCUGAUCCCGAUUAUAAUACCGUGCCACAGGGUGAUUCGCAGCAGCGGGCAGACCGGCAACUACGGAGGAGGGAACCUUAUGAAAGAGUGGCUUUUGUCGCACGAGAAGCUCCAGAAAGAGAAGUUAGCAUAUUGAUGUGGCUCAGCCACAGCUGCUCGACUGCCAAGGCACACAGCCGCGGAUACUUGGCUUAUAACAAGCUCUCAGAGCACCCAGCAGAAUUCAGAAAAAUGGUAAAUAUUUGAGUGACAUAUAAAUAUAAUGCAACAUCCGAAGUGAAAUGUGUGGUGGCACCACUAUAUUAAAAAAGCAGGAUGCGUCCUAGGGGAUGCAGCUCAUAUGCCCUUUCUUGUUUUUACAUUUUACAGCAGAAUGACUACAGCGGUCCAGGCCUGUUGUGCGUGUAUUUUGUUCCCAUCCCCAGUCCUGUUUUGUUCUAUUUUUAAUGUCCAUUAAAGCGAGGGUAGGGGAGAGGGAGGGGCAUGGCAAAUGCGAGGUGCAACCGUCCCUCUAAGGAAGCAUCUGGCUCGCCGAGGGGCCAGCCCGCGCCUCCCUGCUCCUGCCCCGCCUGGCGCGCUUGUCCCCCUGCCAGCCCUGGUGCCAGGACUCCCCUCCUCUCUUUGAUGUUUGCGCUGCUGAAAUGCUGUUUUACGUAAACACUGCUUAAUGGAGCACAUUGAGAUGCAGUCAAAAGGAAGCGGCUAUUGAAUCGCUUGUUCGCGGCUUUUCUUUUCGGAUCGUGAGAGAUGCUCGAGGCAGGAAUAAAAAUUUUGCUUUUGUGAAUGUUGCAAAAAGCAGGUGGAGCUGUAGGUGCUGGCAAGUUGUAUGAGAAUAUUUUAAAUAAGCAGUUAGAUGAGCGCAACCUGGACUAAAUAUUAAAAAGCUCAUCAUAGCUGCAUCUUCAUCAGCAGUGCCUUUCCUGAAGUGUUUGAAUUUCUCCUUAGAUUUUUGCAGUUCUCCGUUACAUGAAGCUUUAUUUCCUGUAGCCUCUCUGAAGAAAGGAUUCAAGAGAUGUUAAGGCUAAAUUUUGAGGUGGUUUAAAAAGGGUUCUCUGAAAGUGCGAGCCACCAGAAGCUGAAAUUUUCAGUAUGGGAAUCAUAAAUUCCAACAUGAAAAUACUGAUUUCUUUAUGUUUUUUAUCAUAUUUUCAUAGGCGUCUCUUUAGAAAUGCCAUUGCUAACCAAGAAAUUAUUGUGUUACAAUGCUUUAGUUAAUGUAGGAUUAUUGAUAACUCAGAAUUACUUCAAUAAAAAAACUGCUUUGCAUGUACAA
Molecule: messenger RNA, 1915 nt
Organism: Oxyura jamaicensis (ruddy duck)
Lineage: Eukaryota; Metazoa; Chordata; Aves; Anseriformes; Anatidae
Gene: MGMT
Product: O-6-methylguanine-DNA methyltransferase
Exons: 7
Coding region: 115-888 (257 amino acids)
Biological process (GO): DNA repair
Cellular component (GO): nucleus
Molecular function (GO): methylated-DNA-[protein]-cysteine S-methyltransferase activity
Source: RefSeq, a predicted model, not a curated record